Molecule: messenger RNA, 1677 nt
Organism: Dracunculus medinensis (Guinea worm)
Lineage: Eukaryota; Metazoa; Nematoda; Chromadorea; Rhabditida; Dracunculidae
Source: the annotation of a GenBank genome assembly
AUGCUGGGCGAAAUAUCACAAUAUUCUGAUGUCCAUCAUCAACAGUUUAAUGACUAUGGAUCAGUUCAAAAACUAAUGAAAGCAUUCUUUGAUUCAAUGGUUGAAUCAAAAAACGUUCCUCGACGGGUUGAUCUCCUACCAAUUUACGAUGGAACAGAAUAUGGCGCCAAUCGUCAUAUAAUCAGCAGCCUCUUUGAAAGUGAUAUAAUACUAACUAUGGAUCAACUCAAAGGGAUCAUUUUGGCUGAACAACGGCAAGAAAAUAAACGACAAAAACGGAAAGUAAUUACAGGAAUUGUAUACCGCUGGCAAACAAAUCGACCUAUUCCAUAUGAAUUUAGAGGAAACAAUGAAAGAAAAAGUAGCAAAAAAUAUGAAAUAUUCAUUUUAAAGUAUUCAGAGAAUUGGAAAAAAACAAUUCGUUCGAGCCUUGAUUUCUGGGAGAAAGAGACUUGUCUUCGUUGGCAAGAAAAUGGCUGGGGCAACGAUAGAAUUAUUUUUGUACAAGGCAGUGGAUGCUAUUCGAGCGUUGGAAGAACGGGAGGACAACAGCUGAUUUCUAUCGGUUUCGGAUGUGAUCAAAAAGGAAUAGUAACGCACGAAAUUGGGCAUUCGUUAGGUUUUUGGCACGAGCAGUCUCGAGCAGAUCGAGAUUAUUACCUACGUUUACAGCACAAGUACAUUGCUCGAGGUAGCGAAGGCAAUUUUGUUAAGCGAUCGAUUGUGGAAAGUGAUAAUAUGGGAUUACCGUUUGAUUUUGGUUCCAUUAUGCUUUACGGACCAAAUGCAUUUUCAAACAACUGGAAACAUGCAACCAUUGAAACAAUAAACAAGAAUUAUCAACAUACAAUCGGACAACGAAGCGGACCAUCAUUUAUCGAUGUGAAACAAGUUAAUCGGUUAUACUGUCAUGGUAAACCAAUAUCAUUUCGACAUUUCGACCGAUCAACUGCAACAGCCUAUGAAAAUCAAUUUUUUUUUUUGAGAGCAAAUAGUAUUAAUGUGUUUUCAGAUCGUUGUUUAACAAUCCUAAGUCUUCCUUGCCGAAAUGGUGGUUAUGCCGAUCCAAAUAACUGUCAACGUUGUAAAUGUCCAUCAGGCCUCGGUGGUCCAAUCUGUGAUGAUGUCCAACCAAGUAGCUGUGGCAGAGAACUGAUUGCCACAGAGACAUGGCAAAAACUAUCCCAUGCGGGGAAAGAAAAAUGUUAUUGGCGUAUAAAGACGAAUAAUGCAAAAAUCCGCUUACACGUCGAAUUAGUUUCUUUUCGCUGCGAAAUUACUUGUCGUUCAUAUAUCGAAAUAAAACAUAAUUGGGAUUUUCAACAAACUGGUUUCCGAAUUUGCUGUAAUGAACAAAUGGAAGUGAUUUCUGAUGGGAAUGAAGUGAUCGUAAUAUUCGAUGCGACAGAAGUUGACAGAGAUGGAUCAUUUAUUUUGCUAUUUAUAAAAGGACGUGAAAACCGACCAUUCAGGAAUAUUGCUGGGUAUGGUAGUGGUGGACCAGUUGAACGCUUCAUUCUCAAUUUCAUUCCAAGAGUUCGCGACCAACGAUAUCCAGCUAUUUCAAUUGCAUCAAUCGUUACCGACUUUACGCUUGAACGAAUUCUUAGUGCAACGGAAUUAAGAAAAAAAAACUUGUUAAAAAUUCAAACAGACACAAAAACAAAAGAGUGGUAG